GCCGUGGCCGACGCGUACUACGUUCUCUCAGAUCCUACACGCAGGAAAGAAUAUGACACGUUAUACACGAGCCGCGCGGGCGCCAGCCGCAGCGACGACCCCGACGUAUCAGGCAACUUCUUUGAGCAGUUUUCCAACAUGUUCGGGGCCGCGGCAGGGCAGCAGCAGAGGGGUAACGCUGCCCCUCAGCCCGAGGGCAGGCCCGAUGCAGAGUACGUCUUCGCAGAUGUGUUCGAGGAGUUGCUCCGUCCCGAGGUUGAGAAGCGGGUACCCUGGUGGGCUUGGUUCGGUGCUUUGUGCGGAGCUGGCGUUGGCUUCAUCAUUGCCAACUUCCCUGGGCUGAUGCUCGGUGCUGUGGCCGGAAACCGCCUAGGUGCCAUACGAGACGCGAAAGGCAAGAGCGUCGCGGCAGUCUUCACGCAACUCGGAGGACAACAGAAAGCCGAGAUCCUACGAGCGUUGGCUAUGAAAGUUCUCGGUUCAGCGUUCUGAACAUCCCCAGUAUUUAUGUAUUAGUGCUCGGACUUAUUGUACAUUUUUGGAUUGAAAUCGCACUACACUGCGAGUGGCGGCUGGGUGAACAUAUCAUAGUCAUCGUCAACGACCCUGAUGACGAAUAGUACAGUUUCAAUUGAACCGGAGUGGCAAUGAGAUUACAUGAGAAUUAUAGACAGUGAGCCUGAAUUCCGUCAGAGCAAUCCGAGAGGCAAGUGCAGAUUGACUCACACAAAUUCAACCAACGAAACGCAGAGCAUCAGCGCUAAUGAAGUACUUGGCGAGCUCUCCCGGUUUGGACGGAGGAGCUGCCGAGUCGGGAACGAGCAUGAAUGUCUGGGAGAACACUCUCGGAUGCCCCUCCUUGUUCUUCGCAGCCGUUCCAGGUGGAUUGCCCGAGGGUCCAAGACCAUGCGUGACAUUCCCAGACACGACGAUCAGCAGAGAAGCAGGGGUCGUUCCUAGUCCAAAAUCAGGCACACAUCAUGGACCCACAGGAGGACGCGCACCAGGGAUGGGGUGGCAGUCAAACGACUGUAUUUCGUGCCUUGUCGGGGGCAUGUUCUCCACGAGCGUCGUGAGACCGGUGGCGCCCUGGAAGGGGGUGCCGUUCCAGGUGAGGGCGGAAGUGGGCCGGUAGAACUUGGGCAGCUCGCUCAGACGCGAGGCGGAGUCAUAGGCCUUGUAGUAGAUGCGGGUGAAGUUGUCCGCGGCACGCGUAGCGAUUUCGAUGCUGGAUACGGGGGUGAUGAGAGACGGCUUGAAGAGAGGAGGGACGAGAGUGGACGGACUCGGCGGGGGUCAGAGGCGCAGUGGACAUCAGCGUUGAUGGCAAGGACUGAUAUUCGUGGCUGUGCAUCUAUGGGCACGAGAAGUAAACAGCUCAAGACAAGCACGUCGCGACGCGGAGUCGGCGAUUCGAAGCCCUUCUAGGCUCUUUUGAUAAAAUCUUUACGAUUUCGAGUAUUAGAAAAGCGCAGAAAUCU
Mycena citricolor is the source of this 1481-nucleotide messenger RNA. NCBI's taxonomy places the organism in Eukaryota, Fungi, Basidiomycota, Agaricomycetes, Agaricales, Mycenaceae. The record is from the annotation of a GenBank genome assembly.